Molecule: messenger RNA, 8442 nt
Organism: Fusarium graminearum PH-1
Lineage: Eukaryota; Fungi; Ascomycota; Sordariomycetes; Hypocreales; Nectriaceae
Exons: 10
Coding region: 1-8442 (2813 amino acids)
Biological process (GO): DNA repair
Molecular function (GO): protein serine/threonine kinase activity; protein binding
Source: RefSeq, a predicted model, not a curated record
AUGGCCUCUCAUAAUGUCAUGAAUCUGGCGCGUGAUGUAAAAUCAGCCGCAGUCAGAGAUCGCGAAAAGGCUGUCGAUGCUCACAAUCACAUAGAGUUGUCGCAUCUUCUCAACCCGCGAAAUCGAUCUACAAACCUUUCGGACCUUGGCGAUAAGAGUUAUCACGAGAUAUUUGAAGCAAUCUUCAGUUUUGUGCUUCGAGAGAAGCCAGUUCUCUCUGAUAGGAAAAAGUCCCAGGCGACGUUGAAUUCUACAGCAACUCGUUUAUCGAAAUGCGCCGAGGCUGUGCGCAUGACUGUAGGACGCGGUAACUCAAAGAUCGGGCGGAAGACACUACUGGCGAUCGUGGAUCACAUCACUCAAGUUCUUCCUGGACCUAACGGGGAUGAUUUCGUGACUCCUUUGCUCCAGGACUACAUCAAAGCUUUGACCGAGGUGCUUUCAAGGCCUGCACAUGUGGAAAUAUUGGCCAGAAAGGGGGGCCAGCAUUGGGAAACUUGCGUUGGCUUCUUCCUUGACGUUGCACAGUAUCUUCUUCCUGAUGAAGCAGAUAUCUCAACUUUGUCAUUGGCUCGGGCAUCGCCAGCCCUGACUCGAUCAUCACCAGCACCAGGAUCAGGAUACAGUCGAUCUGGUGGACGAUCAACACCUUCAACUCAAAGCCAAAGAAGAGCUGCACCUGGAGAGGGCGGUCUCCUCAAAGAUGUUUUGGAAGGACUGCACUAUAUUGUUAUAGGCGGCAACGCGCCCAUACUCCGGCAAUAUAAGGACAUCACUCUAGUAGUACUGAGAGUUUUGAGUCUGAAGCAGUUGAGUCUCGGCUCUUUGCAGACUUUGGCGUUUGCCAUUAUCAAUACAGUCUUCACUACCACGAAUGCCGACGACUUGGCGCAUGCCAGCUCUGUUGUGCAAAGCAUAUUGCCGCUAAUGAGCUACUGGUGGAGAUGCGAGAAGGUUUCUCAAGACGAAGUCAUCCGGGCGCUCAGGAUUGAGAUCUCUAGAAGCAUUUUUUUAAUGCACCUUCACAUCGAGAAUCUAGUCAUCAACUCCUCGGAUGAAAAGAUUCGCUCAGACCUCGAGGAACUAACUGAGAAUAUCUGGUCGGAGUAUUCAAGGCGUAGCGAGGCUUUCCGUUUACAAAUGAGCGACAUUACUUUUGCUUUGUCCUCUUUGCCGACAUAUGGGCUGCAGCUGAACAUGUUCGGCCUGCGCGCUCACAACGUUUAUGGAGAAGGCCAUUGGGCUGUCAUUCAAAACCUGGCGUUUCUGGAAGGCAUCAUGCUAUUGCCUCAGUCUAGAACCCCGGCAGAUGAUGCAGAACAAAGUGAGCAGCGAAGAAAAAGGCGGCGAAUCGAGCAAGAUAUGAGUCGCAUCCGACUUAAGCUCAAGACUGUCGAAGUAGGAGUUCGGGGAACUGCUUUACAGUUGAUUCCAUUCCUCUUAGCUGACAACUCGCUGAGCCGCGACGAGCUCGUUGACUUGCUACCUGAGUUGGCGUUAUUGGCAACUGACAAGAACCCUGUCACGGCUUCUUGGGCCCUCAUAGCCUCUGCAAGAUGUAAACGGACCAAGUGUUCUAUGCGACACCUCAAUCAGCUUGAUGUUUCAUGUUCUUCAAUUGCGAAACGCACGAGUCCCCAGCGCAAGUCAAAGUACAUGUCACCACAUCAUCCGAUGGGUGUUUCUUCGUUGGAAUCCAAACGAAUCUACAUUUGCAUCCUACCACUCUAUGCAUGCUCAACCGAUUCAGCUGCCCUGGAAUUGAACUCCCAUCAAGCGGCACCCGGAGGUCCAUUGACCGAGACAUGGAGCUCAUUCAAGCAGACUGAAAAGUUUACUCGAUACGUUCUCCUUGCAAAAGAUGAAUUCCAUGAUGCCGAUCCCAUUGGCUGCUGCGACCUUUCAGAGCAGUCUGAUCCGGCUUCAUUGGUUGAUGCCAAUUCACGCUAUGCUUCCCGGAAACUAACACUCGAGCUGUUCUACCCCAAGCUUAGUGAGCUAUCUGAUCUCUGCACAUCCUGGAACAAGAAACCGAAUGAAGGCGGUAUACAAAUCUCGUUUGAUCGCUUCCAAAGUCUUCUAUCGGCCUGCUUAGCUGGUACUCUGCUACUUCCCAUAUUUGGUGACCUGAACUCGACUCAGUCCUCUUCAGUUGAUUCUACACUGAAGUAUAUCCUGGACAAAGCGCUGAAUUCUGCUUUGACGUCAGUUGAGCCUACUGCCUUUGUUGAUUCAGUCUUGCGAGUCGUUCGAGCUGUGAUGCCAGACAUGAUAACGUCGAGUUUGAAUCGAAUACAGGCAAACAACCCAGAUCUUUUUCAUUUGUUCGGCAGGAUAUGGAAGUCUAUUGGUCAGCAAAAGGAUCAAACUGACCCUGACAACAACAUCGACUUAAUGGACAUUGAUGAGGAUUUCGACUCCCAAAGCAGCAGAGCAAGCUCAGUGCAUGCGCCAGUGGCAGCCCCUCGCUUCAAUAUUCAAAUGAAGCUGGACAUGCAGACUUUCUAUAUUGAGACAAAGGCCCGGCUUCGAUUCCUGUCCAUAUUGGAUAGCGAUUUCGGACAGAUUGGCCUUGUCCCCGAUACAUACGUGGAUCAUCUCAUCAAAAUGCCUGACGAAGACCUCUUGAUGUGUCAAAGCCUGCUGCUUGAACUCUUUGGCUCCGAUCUUGUUAUUACGCCAGAGAACGCCUUGUCUAUCAUUGAAAGAUUAGGGGAUUGUAUCAGUCUGUCUGAAUAUCAAUGCGCUGAAGUUGCUUUAAGUACCUGUAUCGGGGUGAUCGAUGGACUGCAUUCAAUCUGGCUAAACGACAAACAACAUCUAUCCGAAAGAGUUGGCGACCUUUACUAUCACUUCAUCAAGAUGUCAAUGGUCCAGCUCUUGUUUACUCUAUUACGAACCAACACGGAAUAUGGCAAAGACCAGGGCCUUGAUUCACCGCGAACUUGUCUUCUCUACAUCCUGAAAAAUGGACCCAUGUCAGUGAAGUACACUAUCUCGCAAAAAAUUGCCGACAUCUUUGACUUGUUUGUUCUCAAACUUCACGACGAAGUAUUUGUGGAUGUUCUGGAUAGCUUGCCUACUGAUCCCUUGGACACUACUGGCAUCGCAUUUCGUCUACUGGUACUGUCGAACCUUGCCUGCAGAUGGUCGACUUUACUUCGGAGGUGUACUUAUCAUAUCUUUGAAACGCCGGGGAAGAUUCCAAGAUCAACGGAUUAUGCGACUCGGUGUUUGGUGAAUGUGUCGAGAACGCUGAAUCUGGAGUCGCCGAAGGCUCUGUUCCGGUUAUUCUCACGGCAGCUUCUAUACACUUGGCUUGAAUAUGACCACAUCGAAGAUAUUCCAUUCUCUAUAUUUGGUUUCAAAACACUUGGAGAUCUGCUCAAAUCUGCACAGUCCGAAGCCAUUGGGCUUACUGUGAUGCGUGGACAGGAUCAAACAUUUGCAGAGGUUUGCCAUCUUCUGGGCAGUUCUGAGAGCGAUCUCGUCCGUGAAAACUUCACUACUGCUGUUGCUUACAGCAUGAUCUUUGGUGACUCGAAUGGAGGCGAUGACAAGGAGCGUGGCGAGGCACAUGUCAAAAGGCUGCUUGGGCGCGCAGCUUAUAUGGAGCUGAUUUACAUUAAUUUCGUCGAUAUCGCAGCACUGUUCUUCGACCUCAUCGAUCAGGAGAACUCCUUUGAAAGGGUCUUCGCCAGAUUCAAGCUCGAUUACGCUGGACAGAUCCUGAGCGCUGUCAAGGCCAUUUCUCACUCUCCUGCCGAGUUACCAGCUAACCAACAGCCAAUGUUCAAGGCCAAGUACCUAAUCAACGAACUUCACAGACUCUGUCAAAAUACAGAGUUUCAAUUUCAUGAUCUGUGGACGCCUCCCGUGGUCGUCUCCAUAGCUCGCAAGCUUCUCAAUACUGUUCAUCCGGCUUUAGGGCCUCUGCAUGCCUGUUCUGUCCUUCGAAAAGUACGGGUUCUGAUCUCUCUUGGUGGCUCAGUUGCCUUGGAGUCCUACCCCCUGGAAAUGCUUCUGAAUGCUACCCGUACGUUCAUCACCGACUCUGAAUGUGCAGACGAUGCGUUGGGAAUCAGCCAAUAUCUUCUCGCCGAAGGAGCUAGACACCUUAGCAAUGUUCCAUCAUUUCUUGCAGGCUAUGCCUUGUCAACCUUGGCAUCACUCCGAGUCUUCUUAGAGUCGAGCCAGUCUAGCACAACUCAGGAAAGCCAGUUCAAGGCUACAAUGAGCAAAGCAGAAAAGUUUCACGUGUGGAUCAGCAAAUAUCUUGAGGAGUAUGAAUCGCCCAUGUUUAAGAAUCUUGAGCAAAGGAGCGCUUUCAAGUCUAUCACUCGAUCUGCCGCUCGCAUUCGAUCUUCCGGGAAUGCUGAACGAGGAACCGCAGAGAGCAAAUUGUUGUUAGACAUUUUAGCCGACCAGGCUGCAGAUCAUCAGCUACUAAACGAACCUUCACGGCAACUCGCUCUCGGUCUCCUUUGUGGCGAUUUUAGUAUACCCGAGACGAUUAAGGACGACGUUAUUGAGUCUGAUGAGGAUGCUCUGAAGUACUCAACAGCUGUGUGGAAGAGUUGCGAUACUGAAAACCUUAGCGAAGAAUAUCUCUCAUGGGCAGGCCGAGUCGUUGGACGGGCCUUCUCAGCAUCCGGGGAGAUCCCAACUGGUGUGCUACGCGAAUCGAAUCUUAGCCAAUACCAGAAAAUGGCACCAGGGUCGAAUGGCUCAGAGACCGGAAUACUUUACCUUCUGCAGGACCUCACCUCCAACCCUGAUUCUAUUACUGCGGGUUUGGCUGAAGCUGCCCUGAGAUCCAUCGUCUCGGAUGCCAACAACCUAGAUGAUGAGCUACUGGCUGUUGCAUGUCAAAAAAGUCUGACGGAGUCUCUCUUAGUCACGUCUCAAUGGGGCACACAUAGAUCACCUCCAUCAGACAAGGGCCUCAUAACACCCACAUCGUCGCCAAAUCAGCUGGAUGUCUGGUCUACAGACAUCACGUCGAAAGACUGGCUUCUGAACCUGAGUGCACACCUCGCUCGAAAUCAACAACAUUCACCGAAGCGCCAACUAUCUGUGGCAAUUAAAAGCUGGCUCGAAUGCACAGUUACAGAAGCCAAGGAAAACCAGAAGUUACUCAUCAACAUGCUAUUAUAUCUUAGGACGCAGCAAUAUCCAAAGGAAUCAUCGAUAGCUGACAGAUCGCAUUGGCUAGAAGUUGAUUCUGCUUUGGUCGCUGCGGCAGCGUCACGCUGUGGCAUGUACAAGACGUCUCUGCUGUUUGUAGAAUACGUCCCUCCAGAAACCUCACGUUCUUCAAGAACAUCUUCUGCAGCAACAAAGGAGGUGGAUAUGAGCGAAACUCUUCUCGCAAUCUUUGAGAACAUUGAUGACCCAGAUGCAUACUAUGGACUACCAGAAGAGCCCAGUCUGUCAAAGAUUCUUGCUCGCGUGGAGUACGAGAACGAUGGCCCCAUGAGUCUUGCAUUUCGAGGUGCUGAGUAUGACAGUAAUGUACAUCUUGGAAACCCUAUGGCCCAGUCAGAUGGGCAGGCUUUGGUCAGGGCUUUCAGCACGCUUGGCUUGUCCGGACCUUCAAACUGGUUCCUCCAAACACAGGACAACAUGGAAACAUCCCCACCUGUCCUCGAGGAUACUUUUAACACAGCCAGAAAGCUUGGAAUUUGGAACCUGCCUGCACCUCCGAGUGACCAUCAUGCGGUUACAGUGUUUAAAGCGUAUCAGAGUAUUCAUCAAGCGACAGAUAUUGCCAAUGUGAGAGCUGCUGUGCAUGAUGGUUUUGGUCGCACAAUGAGUAGCUUGGUAGUCCACAGCCUCAACGCAACGGCCCUAAGGAAGCGUCUAGGAGCUCUAGCUUCUUUAACAGAACUUGACGAUGUUCUUGGCGUUUCUGACAGUUCGGAAAUGAAUCUCCUUAUUGAAAAGUUCAAGAAUCGAAGUGGCUGGAUGAGAAGCGGGUUAUACGAGAGUGUUGGCCAGAUCUUGUCUUGUCGUAGCACAACAAUGAGUAUGGUUAGCCAACAAGAAACCUUGCGAACAAAUAUCAAACUUUCCGCAGCUACGGCAAGGCAAAUGGAGGUUGAGUCAAUGAUCACCGCUUCUCAGAUAUACCGAUACCAUCAAGCGACGCAGGAGAGCCUCAAGAUCUCCACUAUACUCACCAAGCUCAUACCAUCGUGCACAGCACUGGACCUGCAUGUGGAUGCAGCUGUUACCAUUGAGGCAGCUAACUCUGCCUGGGACUAUGGACAGAUGAGUACAUCCAUCCGUAUGCUUCAGGAUAUCGACAAAGAUUCUGUGCUUGAGAAGCAAACUCUCCCGGUCAGUCGAUCUGAUUUGCUUUCGAAGAUUGGUUACCAAGUGUCCGUUGCACGCCUCGAGAAACCACAUGAUAUCCAAAAGAACUAUCUAGAGCCUGCGUUGAAGGAGCUCAAAGGCAAGGGUCAAGGCCGGCAAGCUGGCUCUGUAUUUCACCAGUUUGCUAUGUUCUGCGAUCAGCAGUUGCAAGAUCCCGAUGGAUUGGAGGACUUGGCAAGACUCCAGAGCCUGAAGAAAGCGAAGAGUGAUGAAGUAUCGGAACUGAAAACCCUUAUUAGUGGCACCAGGGACACUCAACUCAAGACCAGGUACUCGCAUGUUCUGAACAAAGAGAAGCAGUGGCUCAAUCUUGAUGAGCAGGAGUUGCGACGAGUUGAACAGACGCGCAGUGAGUUUGUUCGCCUGAGUCUCGAGAACUAUCUUUUAUCUCUCAUUGCGUCUGAUGAGCACAACAACGAUGCUCUCCGGUUCACAGCUCUUUGGCUAGAACGAUCUGAAGAGGAAAGUACAAACCAGGCAGUCAUGCGACAUCUAUCAGAAGUCCCAACCAGAAAGUUCGCUGGCCUCACCAACCAGUUGACAUCACGACUCCAAGACAACAACACCACAUUUCAGAAACUGCUAUUAGAGCUAGUCUACAAAAUUUGCGUGGACCAUCCCUAUCACGGCAUGUAUCAAAUAUGGUCUGGAACAAAGGCAAAGGCACAGCAAAAAGAUGAUGUCGCUGUCUUGCGCGUCAGGGCAACAGAUCGUGUUGCCAAAAGUCUAGCUGAGACGCAAUCCGUGGCCAACAUUUGGCUCUCGAUCGACAAGACAAGCAAAUACUAUCAUGCUCUCGCAAUGGAUCGAAAUCCAAACAAGUACAAGUCAGGUGUAAAGAUCCCGCUCAGAGAUUCCACACCUGGCCACAAUCUUGUCAACUGUCUAGCAAAAUAUCGUAUCCCCUCUCCCACUAUGCACAUCGAACUUUCAGCAACAAAAGAUUACUCCAAGGUGCCCAUCAUAUCCAAGCUAGAGCCCACCAUGACCAUCGCUUCGGGUGUCAGCGCGCCCAAAAUCAUCACAGCUGUUGGAAGUGAUGGAGUCCGCUAUAAGCAGCUUGUCAAAGGAGGGCACGACGAUUUACGACAAGACGCCAUCAUGGAACAAGUCUUUUCGGCUGUGUCAUCCCUGCUCAAGCUUCACAGGAUAACUCAGCAGCGAAAUCUCAGUAUCAGAACUUACAAGGUUCUUCCGCUCACAGCAUCUUCCGGAUUGAUUGAGUUUGUGCCCAAUACAAUUCCACUUCACGAAUUCUUGAUGCCUGCUCAUGAAAGAUACUACCCAAAAGACCUAAAGGGCUCCCAAUGUCGUAAGGAGAUCUUUGGGGUCCAGGGCAGAGCGGUGGCGACGCGCAUUAGUACCUACCGUAGGAUGACUGAGAAGUUCCAUCCUGUCAUGAGAUACUUCUUUAUGGAGAAUUUCAUGGACCCAGAUGAAUGGUUUCUCAAGAGGCUGGCAUACACAAGAAGCACCGCAGCGAUAUCGAUGUUGGGACACGUCCUCGGUCUAGGCGAUCGACAUGGACACAAUAUCCUCUUGGACCACAAGACCGGAGAGGUGGUUCACAUUGAUCUGGGUGUGGCGUUUGAAGCAGGCCGGAUUUUACCGGUGCCUGAAAUGGUACCAUUCCGGUUGACCAGAGACAUUGUGGAUGGGAUGGGAAUCACCAAAACGGAGGGAGUGUUUCGCCGAUGCUGCGAGUUCACUUUGGACGCUCUCAGAGAAGAGCAGUAUUCCAUCAUGACAAUUUUGGACGUGUUACGUUUCGAUCCUCUGUAUACAUGGUCUAUCUCGCCGCUCAGACUGGCCAAGCUUCAAAAGGCAAGACACAACGAUGACAGUCCAAUGGACGACGAACAAAGCGAAGCCGAGACGAAAAAGGGCAAAAAGGCUGCAGGGCAUGUCAAUGAGCCCUCUGAAGCAGAUCGUGCUUUAGAGGUCGUGAGAAAGAAACUUUCCAAGACGUUGAGUGUAACUGCAACAGUCAACGAUUUGAUAAAUCAAGCGACUGAUGAGCGCAACCUGGCAGUUUUGUAUUCUGGAUGGGCAGCAUACGCAUGA